CUUGGUAGUUGUGAGUGGCCACGUGUGGGGAAGAAGCUGCGGCGCGAAAGUUCACCUCUGUCCUGCACGGAAAGUGAAGUUGGGCUCAGCACUUCAGUGGCUGUCCUCGGAGAAUGCCUGCCCUGAUCCAGCACCCUGGAUACUCUGAGUCGGAGCUCCAGCGUGUUGAGGAGAAGCUGGUGUGCCGGGAAUCCCAGGUGUCCAUGCUGCUUUCGAUAUUCGGGGAGCCCCAGCAGUACAGCUACCCCUCUGUGUUCAUCUAUGGGCAUGCAGCCACUGGGAAGAGCUUGGUCACGCAGACGCUGCUUCGCGAGCUGCAGCUCCCUCACGCGCUGUUGAACUGUGUGGAGUGUUUCACGUCUCGCCUGCUCUUUGAACACAUCCUGAACCAGCUGUACGCUCACAGCCCCUCCCCGGACAACGAGUUCUCCUCUCACACUCGCUGCGAUUCCUUCAAUGACUUCAUCCGGCUCUACAGACAGCUGGCUGACCUACACCAGCAGGACACCACCUACAUUGUGACUGAGGCUGAGGCUCUGAGAGACAUGGAUGCCAAUCUGCUGUCUGGGUUCCUUCGACUGCAGGAGCUGGUAGGAGGGAAUGUGACGGUCAUCUUCCUCAGUGAAAUCGUCUGGGAGAAGUUCCGUCCGAACACCGGCUGCUUUGAGCCCCUGAAGAUCUGCUUCCCGGACUACAGCAAAGCUGAGCUGCAGCAGAUCCUGUCUCUCGAUCAUCACCCUGACUACUCUGCAGACCUGUACGCUUCCUACAUCAACAUCCUGCUGGGUGUCUUCUACUCCGUCUGCCGAGACCUCAAGGAGCUCAGACAUCUGGCUGCACUCAAUUUUACCAAAUUCUGUGAGCCGCUGGUAAAAGGAGAAGCGAAGGAGUGCGACACGCACAAGCUGUGGAGGAACAUUGAGCCUCACCUGAAGAAGGCCAUGCAGACAGUCUACCUGCGGGAGAUCUCCAGUUCACAGUGGGAGGAGAUGCAGCAGAAGGAGGGAGAGCUGCACCUGAAAGGUCUCUCUGCUCAUGCUCAUGUAGAGCUGCCCUAUUACUCCAAGUACCUGCUGAUAGCAGCCUACCUGGCCUCCUUCAACCCUACCCGCGCAGACAAGCGCUUCUUCCUCAAGCACCAUGGGAAGAUAAAGAAGACAAACUUCCUGAAAAAGCAUGAGAAGACCAGUAACCACCUGCUGGGACCGAAGCCCUUCCCCCUGGACCGCCUGCUGGCCAUCUUCUACAGCAUCGUGGACAGCCGAGUGGCUCCGACUGCCAACAUCUUCUCACAGAUCUCCAGCCUCGUGGUCCUGCAGUUGCUAGCUCUGGUUGGACAUGAUGACCAGCUGAACAGCCCAAAGUACAAGUGUGCUGUGUCCUUCGACUUCAUCCGCGCCAUCGCCAGGACAGUCAACUUUGAAAUUGUGAAGUACCUGUAUGACUUCCUGUGAGUUUCGCUGUGAGAAGCGGUGCUCUGGAGAGGAAAUGCUGGACAGAGCUGCACUGGGAGCGAGAGAUCAGAGGAGCAGGGAGAGAGAGAGCAGGUGUGACCCAGCAUGCCUCCCUGAGCUCUGAUUGGUCAGCGAGGAGCCGCAGAGUGGGGUGUAUCACGCAGUGGAGUUGUCAUAACCUGGAUUUUUGGACCACUGUCCAGGAUGACGUCUCUCUCUCUCUUUCUCUGUCUGUUGCCCACAGAGGAGCGCAGAGCUGUAAUGUUUUCUGCACCUGUUAAUAAAGUUACUGUAAAACA
Polyodon spathula (Mississippi paddlefish) is the source of this 1753-nucleotide messenger RNA. RefSeq names its product origin recognition complex, subunit 5 (gene orc5). Gene Ontology annotation, molecular function: DNA replication origin binding. The record is from RefSeq and is a predicted model, not a curated record. Gene Ontology annotation, biological process: DNA replication initiation; DNA replication. Lineage: Eukaryota; Metazoa; Chordata; Actinopteri; Acipenseriformes; Polyodontidae. The transcript is spliced from 15 exons. The coding region runs from base 114 to 1454 and encodes 446 amino acids. Gene Ontology annotation, cellular component: nucleus; nuclear origin of replication recognition complex.